Messenger RNA from Anopheles coluzzii, 1781 nucleotides. Its product is annotated as cytochrome P450 4C1-like. Gene Ontology annotation, molecular function: iron ion binding; monooxygenase activity; oxidoreductase activity, acting on paired donors, with incorporation or reduction of molecular oxygen. Bases 203 to 1726 code for a protein of 507 amino acids. NCBI's taxonomy places the organism in Eukaryota, Metazoa, Arthropoda, Insecta, Diptera, Culicidae. The transcript has 5 exons. The record is from RefSeq and is a predicted model, not a curated record.
UUUUUGAAGUCUAUAAAUUAAGGUUCGUCACUGUCCACACGCGUCAGUUCUUUGUACACCUUAGAAAAGGGUGUCCAAUACAAGUAGUGUCGUAUCGCACGAGAAAUUUUACCACCUUCCAAGUAGUGCAUCAACGCUCUGUGGGACGUUAUUGUGUUUUGAUUUGAUUCAGGUUCAAUGGCAGGCUCGAGUGUUUGACAUAAUGAUGACGGUCCAAUUAGUGCUCGUGUACGUUGUUUUAUCGUUGGCGUUAGCCGCCCUGCUCUGUCUACGAUGGAAGCGACGGAAGCUGUACGCAGCGGCAGCCACAAUGGAUGGACCACCGUGUGUGCCGUUCCUCGGGCAUGCCUAUCUUCUUUUUGGCAAGCAAACUGGAGAACACAUUAUUGAAGUAUUCGACAAAUACGCACCGCGGUACAACUCUCCAAUUGGAAUAUGGAUGGGACCGAAGCUUAUUGUCGCUAUCAAAGACAAUCCCGAAUACUUUCAAAAGGUUAUGAACUCACCCCAUCUGUUGAGCAAAAUGGAUCAGUAUAACUUUUUCCGAGCGGAGAACGGUCUCCUUACCGCUCCAGAACAUGUGUGGAAAACCGAACGCAAGUUGCUCAAUCGUUCUUUCAGCCCAAUGAUGCUGUCCAGCUUUGUGGAUAUUUUCAACAAGAAGGAUUUGAUAUUGGUGGAAAAUCUUCGGAAAUUCGUUGGAGCUGGUGUAUUUAACUCACAAUUAUACAUCUCCAAGUGUACCAUCGAUGCGCUAUUUGAAAACGCAUUUGGCAGAGAUAUUGGCACCCAAGCACACGACGGACACGAUGAGUAUCUACAGUGCUUAGACACGUUUCUUUCGCUCGUGUUUAAGCGAGUUCUUCAUGUAGAACGCUAUCUAGAAUGCAUCUAUCGCCUUACGAAGGAUUAUGCAACCGAAUCGAGCUGCGUAAACAUCAUCAGAAACAUGUCACUCGAUCUGAUGAAAGAAGUGAAAGAAAAUGCACACCAAGCUCAACAGCAACCCGUGGAAGAAACGUACGGAGGCAAGCCGGCUCUGAAUUUUGCUCACAGUCUAUCCAGCUUGGCAAAGCAGAAUCCAUCCCUAACGGAGGACCACAUCAAAGAUCAUAUCGAUACGAUGAUCAUGGCUGGGCACGAUACGACUGCCACCACAAUUGCAAACCUGCUACUAAUGCUGGCGAUGCAUCCCGAGGUGCAGGAAAUGGUGUACCAGGAGGUGAUGAGCGUGUGUCCAGACAAAUCGAAACCUGUGACGAUGGAAGAUGCCAACAAUCUCGCGUACACGGAAAUGGUGUGCAAAGAAACGAUGCGUCUGUUCCCUGUAGCACCAGUCAUUGGAAGGAAGUGCGCUGCGGAUGUUAAGCUGGAUGACAAACAUACCAUACCGGCGGGCUGCUGUGUAGCGCUCGGCAUCUAUCAGAUACAUCGAGACCCGAUGAUCUGGGGACCCGAGCCGGGAAAGUUCAAUCCCGAUCACUUCCUGCCGGAAAGGGUAGCUGAGCGACAUCCGUACGCGUAUCUACCGUUCAGUGGAGGACCUCGGAACUGUAUCGGUAUCCGGUAUGCCUGGUUAUCAAUGAAGAUUAUGAUUGCCCAUCUAGUGCGAAACUAUCGCUUCAAGACGCCGCUCGUGAUGGAGGACUUAGUUUUGAAGUUUGCAAUCGUGCUCAGAAUCACGAAUGGGUGCCUCGUAUCGAUUGAAGAUCGUCCCUCUAGCUAAUAGUGAAACAUCAAAGAUAUAGGGAAUAAAACGCAACAAACAUUACACUGGACAA